AUGGACCAUCUUUAUGAACUCGUUCCUGACGAAAGUCAAACCGAAUCCAAACUCCCUCAGGUUCAAAUUCCGUUCCUAUGCCAGUAUGAAUACGACAGCGAUUGCGAGUUUUCGGAUUAUCCCAGCCGCGCCGGAUUCGACAAGGACCGAUUCCUCAGACUUGAUUUCAGUGAGAGAUCGCCAGCGGAGACCGCCGCUUUUCUGCAAACAUGGCUGUAUUUUGGUCUUCUGAGUCGCGUCCUGCGUAUUCCGAUAUCGAUGGAGGAUUUCGUAAAUCGAGACCACCGAUCACCCACGGUGACCACACGGACGAGUCUGCCACUCUACCUGGAAAGGUGGUCGAAGAGAGCAAAGCCGAAACUUGUGGACCAGAUGGAGGCGGACAUAGAAGAGGCCAGAUCAUACGUGCAUUGUAUGCUGAAAGCUGGCGAGUCUUGCCCUUUGCCUCAAGAAGUCGUCCUUUCCAUUAUGAUCCUCGGGCCCACCCUGAGUUCAGCAAUUGAUUUGAAGAUUGAGAGAUUUCCUCCCAAAAACCACACAACCAUCGACGAUUGGGGAAUAUCACCUCUUGUCAAGGAUCGACUUCUGCGGCAGGGAUGGUGUAUCAAUGACAUACAGCGACUGUGCAGUACGAUCAGCGUACCAACCGCUCUAUUUGCCUCUUCCAUCCCAAGAAGGGAGGUGAUCCCGAACGAACAGCAUGGAUCCUGCCUUCCCCAUGCCUGCGUGGCCAGGAACAUUGAUGAAGCUACCUAUAAGACCCAACAUGUGGACCCGAAUUGUCCAUGCAGCCCAGUCAUGGCACCCCUUGACCAAGUCAAGGAUGUACUCCAAAAUGGCGACAUUCCUGUCAUUAUUAUCAAACCGGGCGCUGACAGCUCAACCCUUGAAUUGGAAGCGUCUUCAGAUCGCAAGGCACGUUACGUUGCAAUCUCCCAUGUGUGGGCAGAUGGCCUGGGAUGCACUGAAAAUUCCUUACCACAAUGUCAGCUCCUUCGUUUGCACAGUCUCUGCGAGGAAUUGUCUUCAGGAUCCACCAGAGUCUUUUCAUCUUUCAAGAAUCUUUUGCGAAAGUCUGAACAGCCGCUGGGUUUGUGGAUCGACACUCUUUGCGUGCCAAGGGAGAAACUGUUUCGUCGCUUGGCGAUAGCUCGAAUGAGUGCUACCUACGCGCGAGCAAAUAAAGUGGCUAUAUUGGAUUCUGAACUCCUCUCGUUCUCGAAAGGUCUUCCCGAAAGAGAGAUAUUGCUUCGAAUGGUCGGCAGUGGCUGGAUGCGACGAGUCUGGACAAUGCAAGAAGGUGCCCUAGGCUCAAAGGAUCUACACAUAAAACUGGUGGACGGAGUUGUGAGAUUCUCAGACGCAAUAGAGGCCCUCCGCAAAUCUGCCAAAACUCGCAGCCUUGCCACAUCCUUGGUCGACAGAGAUGCCACUAUCUUCUUUGAAGAGUUCGAUCAAUUGCGAAAAGCCCACUCCAAAAGCCACUGGCAAGACGGGGAGAGAGUUCCAGCUAUCGCAGCGUCUCUGCGAAUCUUGAAUGACCGGUCGACAACAAAAGAGGGCGAUGCAUAUAUUUGUCUCGCUGGGAUGAUGGCCCUGGAGAGCGACAUAAUCAGGGACCUCGAUGCAGCACCAGUCGAAGAACGGACAAGAAAGCUGCUCGCCAAUGUUCGGCUAUGGCCGAAAGCUAUCAUCUUCUCCCCGGGCGUUAAGCUCCAAGAAGAAGGAUAUCGCUGGGCCUGCACCUCGUUCUGGCGAUCAAAAUUUGCAUUUCGAGAAUUCAAUGAAACCGGUGAAAUUCGUGAAGGCUUGGGGCUCCGGGUCGAAUUUCAAGGUUUUGAGCUGGACCCUUUUGAUUUGCCCAAUGACCACUUUCUGUUCCAAUCGGUCCACACCAAGAUUUGGUACAAGGCCACCUACGAUCCAUCCUCCCGGCCAUUCCCUGAAUUGACGUCAACAGCACAACCACACAAGUUCGGCAUCAUCUGCCCGCAACGCGAAGUCGUCCGUCACGGCCCAGGCGGUACUCAAGUGCCUGCAGCACUGGUGUCCAUUCCGGCGAGAAAGUGGAGUCUGAAAGAACAGUUCACAGAAGAUGCCGGGGCAAUCCAUUGCGUCUACCUGUCACAAAUCAUGCUCUCGACGCCUACAGAAGCCGAUUUUCAACACAAUACACCUCGCGGUAGUGCCAGGAGACCCAAUAACACCAACGAACCUCGUGGCAUGAGUAUAGUGUACACACCGCAAAUUUGGUACAUCAAAUAG
Messenger RNA from Rhinocladiella mackenziei CBS 650.93, 2265 nucleotides. RefSeq lists its product as uncharacterized. The transcript has a single exon. The record is from RefSeq and is a predicted model, not a curated record. Bases 1 to 2265 code for a protein of 754 amino acids. Lineage: Eukaryota; Fungi; Ascomycota; Eurotiomycetes; Chaetothyriales; Herpotrichiellaceae.